Fraxinus pennsylvanica is the source of this 489-nucleotide messenger RNA. NCBI's taxonomy places the organism in Eukaryota, Viridiplantae, Streptophyta, Magnoliopsida, Lamiales, Oleaceae. The record is from the annotation of a GenBank genome assembly.
AUGAUUUCAUUACAAUUUGGCUAUGCUGGUAUGAACAUCAUUACCAAAGUAUCACUCAAUAGAGGAAUGAGCCACUAUGUGCUUGUUGUCUAUAGGCAUGCCUUCGCCACUGCUGUUAUUGCUCCCUUCGCUCUCAUCCUCGAAAGGAAAGUGAGGCCAAAGAUUACAUUUCCAAUUUUCAUGCAGCUUUUUGCGCUAGGACUUCUUGGACCAGUGAUUGAUCAAAACUUUUACUAUGCUGGGCUAAAAUUUACUUCCCCUACUUUCUCGUGUGCCAUGAGUAACAUGCUCCCAGCUAUGACAUUUGUUAUGGCAGUCCUAUGCAGGAUGGAGAAGGUGGACAUUAAGAAGGUUAGAUGCCAAGCAAAGGUUGUGGGAACUAUAGUGACAGUAGCUGGAGCCAUGUUGAUGACAUUGAAAAAUAUUUGCAUAUUGUCACAGGCAAUCACUAUAGAUGAUGGAGAUAAGGAGAGAGGAAGAGAGAGCUAA